This is a messenger RNA of Leguminivora glycinivorella, 2531 nucleotides long. RefSeq names its product monocarboxylate transporter 9-like. Bases 182 to 1738 code for a protein of 518 amino acids. The transcript has 8 exons. The record is from RefSeq and is a predicted model, not a curated record. Gene Ontology annotation, biological process: monocarboxylic acid transport; transmembrane transport. Gene Ontology annotation, molecular function: monocarboxylic acid transmembrane transporter activity. NCBI's taxonomy places the organism in Eukaryota, Metazoa, Arthropoda, Insecta, Lepidoptera, Tortricidae.
GCGAGUGUUCGAUCGCGGCGGUCGUUUGAGUUGUCAAUCAGCAUGAGAUGUGCGCGAAUACCUAACACCCGAUUGUGAAUCUUUGUUUUGUUAAACAUAUUGUUUUAUUUGUAGUACAUAUUCUGUGACCAAAGAUAGUAUAAUCUUACUAAAUUAUAUUAAUGUAUUAAAGACAAUAGAGAUGACUAUUUCGGAGAAGAACUCACUAGUGCCAUCUCAGCGUGUUGAGAAAAGGGUGAAGUUAAUACCACCUGAUGGAGGAUGGGGCUGGAUGGUGUUACUCGGUGUCGCCGUGUUUAAUAUAUUUAACCAGUCUAUGCUAUCACUAUUUAGUUUACUAUAUGGAGACCACUUAGAAGCGAUGGGCCACAAAACAUCAGGAGCGGCCAUCGUCCUCAGUACAAUGUUGUUCGUCACAAAUUUCGGCGGCCCUAUAGCGGGUGCUCUGCUGAAACUGACGUCACCUAGAAUGGUGUCGGUCACUGGCGCAUGUUUUUGCACGUCAGGAAUAUUUUUAAGUGGUUAUUCCACUAAUAUUUAUCAUUUGAUACUCACAUAUGGCGUUUUAUUGGGACUGGGCUUAGGCUUCGUCCAGAAUUCCUCAUUCGUAGCCAUAAACAGCUACUUCAAACUGAAGAAGAGUCGCGCAGUGGGCCUGGCCAACGUGGGCACAGGUGUGGGUCAGACUGUAAUGCCCCAUUUAGUGCGAUACCUGCUGGAAAAUUACGGAUUCCAAGGCGCUUGCUUGCUGCUGUCCGGUUUAAGUUUGAACGGGAUUGGUGGAACACUUCUGAUACAACCUGUUGAAUGGCAUAUGAAAAAAGUAGAAGAAGAUGUUAUCUUAGAUGAAAAGUUACAGUUAUUACAAGCUCAACAUAAAGAUAUCGUGAUAAGGAAAGAUUCCAUCACAAAAAAAGAAAUUUAUAGCGGACUGGGUCGCUCCACUGAAUCUCUGGGGAAAGAAAAACAAACUGACUUGGGUCAAAAGUUCAGUAGUAAUAAAGAGUUAACCAAUGGCGUAAAGUCUAUAGAAAAUGGUGUGAAUGAAAAUAACAACGCCGUCGCAAUACCGGAACCCAAGAAAGGUUUAGUUAAGAAGUUGUAUGAUUUAUUCGACAUUUCUCUCUUAUCGAGCCCUCGUUUUCUAAAUAUCAUUAUCGGAACGUCGCUGGCGGUAACUUCGAUACAGAAUUUCAGUAUGCUGUAUCCGUUCUUUUUACAGAAAGUAGCUCUCAUGGAUAAACAACAGACGGCAAACUGCAUGUCUGCCGUGGCCAUGGCUGAUAUUGCUGGGCGAUUGCUACUGCCUGUCUUCCAGGACAAGUACAGAAUCAAGGCCAGGUGGAUGCUCAUCAUGACCAGUGUAUGGCUCAUCGUUGUAAGGCAGAUUCUGGCAUACCAAACAAAUCAAAUGGUUCUCCUAGCCAUGUCAUCGAUCUACGGCUUCGGAAGAAGCAUGGUUAUCGUCGCAAGGAACAUUGCUAUAUCAGAACAGGUCAGGAUGGACCAAGUGCCAGCCGCUGUAGGCCUGGGCAUGUUAGCCAUGGGUAUAAUUGUACCCCCAGCAGGAUACUUCCUUGGAUGGAUCAGAGAUUACACGGGAAGCUUUGUCGCUAGUAUAACGGCACAGAACUUAUUACUGGUAGUUCUUUUAGCUACCUGGAUACCUGAUAUGCUGUUAUUGAGAAAAAGUGAGAAACAAAAGAAGAAAGAACAAGAAUUAAUAGGGAUGACGUAACUUGGAUAAGGAAUAUUUUUUGGAGUAAUUGGAAAUUGUCGAAAAAAAUGCAUAUAUUAUAUGCAUUAGAAAAUAUUCGGCAGCUUGUUACGAUGAGAGUUAUUAUUAAUUUGAGUUCAGUAGGUAAAUAAAUAUUUAUUACAGUGUGUUUGUGAAGUUAAUAGGUACAAUAUAUGAAAUGCAUAAUUAAUACUACAGGAAUAAUUUUAUUACAAUUUUUUUUCUCAGCUUCGCGAAUUUGUGUUUUGCCCUAUAGUUGAAUGGUACAGAGAUUAAGUCCGCCAUUUGUGCUUUUUUUUAACUGUGCAAUAUAGUUUAAAUAAAUAAAUAAUUUUAAAUAUGUCUUGUAUGAGUUUCAUAAAAAAGAAGUCAUACGCGGGUAAAUGUUGCAUUUAUUAAAUACAAAUUUUAUAGUUAAAGUAAUAGUUUUAUUAUCAUAAUAUUGUAGUAAUUCAUUAGAUUAUGAGACCUAAAAAUGACAAAAGAGUUACCUACUCUUAAUUAUGUUGCAAGAUAUUUAGACUGGCUGUGAAAUUAGUCUGUUCAGUGUAAUUUGUAAGUGACAUCUAAUUUCUCUUAUGUGGUGAUACCAGUUGUAUAAAUCUUAACAAAAUAUUUUAGCAAGUAAUUAGAUAAUUUGUAAUGAAUGUUAAUUUGACUAGUCCAAUAAACUUAAAUGAUAAAAUAUAAAAUGUUUGUUUCUUAUACCUAUUCGUUUUAUUUACAAGAACUGUCUUAUCUUAAAAAUGCAGUAAUUAUUUUCCUUGUGAAAUAAACGAUUUGAUAAAACGUA